AUGUCUGUUAGUCUGUGGUCUGACGUUAGCAUCGUAUCGAAACGCUUGUGGGAGAAAAUAGGUAAACCACCCACUGCACCAGUAAAUGAGCUAGCCUCAACAGCGUCAGGCGACCGAUUGCAGUUUUUGUUUAAGUUCAGCAGUCUAGUGUCUUUCAACGGUGAACAACAUCACUGUCAGUUUUACGUGGUCGAAAACCCGCUUUAUCUUUUCGGAAUCGAUUUGAUGGAAGCAUUCGGUCUCUUUACAUUACCCAUUAGCAUGUACUGCAACAACGUCAGUGUUCCUGCUAUCACUUUGCAGUCACUCAAAGCGGCAUACCCGAGUGUAUUUAGAAACGAGUUAGGGUUGUGCACGAAAACAAAAGUGAAAUUGGAACGGAAACCAGAUGCAACUCCAGUUUUUCGUCCGAAACGUCCAGUGGCUUUUGCAGUACACAGCACGGUUGACAACGAACUUGACCGACUGGAACGAGCAAAAAUCAUCACACCGGUAGACUUUUCGGACUGGGCAGCACCCAUCGUCGUUGUCAGAAAAACGAACGGGUCCAUUCGCAUUUGCGGAGAUUACUCUACAGGUCUCAACAAUGCACUGCGGUAUCAGUACCCGUUACCGCUACCGGAGGAGAUUUUCAACAAAUUGGCUAAUUGUACUGUAUUUAGCCGAAUCGACCUGUCGGAUGCGUUCCUGCAAGUAGAGGUUGACGAAAGUAGUCGUGAUUUAUUAACCAUCAACACCCAUCGUGGACUCUACCGGUACAAUCGUUCGCCACCGGGAGUCAAAACAGCACCGGGAGCUUUCCAGCAACUUAUCGAUACAAUGCUGGCAGGUCUUCCUCAUACGUGUGGUUAUUUGGAUGACGUCGUCGUUGGUGGUGUCACUACUGAGACACACUGGGAAAACCUUCGCGCAGUGUUUCAAAGAAUCAGCGAGUUUGGAUUUACCAUCCGAGUGGAAAAGUGCAUCUUCGCUCAGCCUCAAAUCAAAUAUGUAGGUCAUCUGCUUGACCGCAAUGGUCUUCGACCGGAUCCAGCAAAAGUUCAAGCCAUUAACGAAAUGCCAUCGCCCACUGAUGUAUCUGGUGUUCGGUCCUUCCUAGGAGCAAUUAAUUACUACGGAAAAUUUGUUCCUCGUAUGCGCUGUCUGCGGUAUCCUCUUGAUGAGCUGCUCAAAGCGGAUGCGAAAUUCAAGUGGACAGCAGAAUGCCAGGCGGCAUUCAACAAAUUUAAGGAGUUGCUGAAAUCUGACCUACUGUUGACACACUACAACCCUGCACUUGAUAUAGUGGUGUCGGCAGAUGCGUCGUCUGUUGGUGUCGGUGCUACUUUGUCACACAAACUUCCGGACGGCACUCUCAAAGUUGUAUACGACGCUUCCAGAGCAUUAACAGCGGCAGAGAAAAACUACAGUCAGCCCGAUCGUGAAGGACUUGCGAUAAUUUUUGCGGUGACCAAGUUUCAUAAAAUGCUGUUUGGUCGUCGCUUUCAUCUUCAGACAGAUCACGAGCCGUUGCUGAGAAUCUUCGGUUCAAGGAAAGGGAUUCCUGUUUACACAUCGAACCGAUUACAACGUUGGGCUCUUACGCUGUUGCUUCAUGAGUUCACCAUCGAGCACCACGUCAGGCCUGAGGAAGAUUAUGUGAUUGCUUCGGUCUCUCUGGAAAAUGACUUAAGGUCAGUUACACAAGAUGCAUUAACCAUUCUUCCUUUAAGUUUUAGGAUCGUACAACAGUCUACACAGUCCGAUCCUAUUACCAAGGCAGUUUAUCGUUACCUCCUUGAUGGGUGGCCUAAAACCGUUACCGAUGCAGAGCUCAAACGGUUUUAUGCUCGACGUGAAUCUCUUACCACGGUACAAGGCUGCAUACUAUUCGGCGAUCGACUGGUUAUACCAUCGCCCCAUCGCAAGCGUAGUCUUCAUCAACUUCAUCGUGGCCACCCUGGAAUUCAGCGAAUGAAGGCAAUUGCUAGGUCUUAUGUUUAUUGGCCAACUCUCGACAGCGACAUUGUUGAUUUCGUCAAAUCCUGCCGUCAAUGUGCGAUGGCUGCGAAAACACCGCCGAAGUCAGCGCCGUUGUCAUGGCCUAAAUCAACAAAACCGUGGCAGCGCGUUCACCUUGAUUACCUUGGACCGAUCGACGGGGAAUACUACCUGGUUGUCGUAGACUCUUUUUCGAAAUGGCCUGAAAUUGUGCAGACGAGAAGUAUCACUACAGCCGCCACAGUGAAAAUCCUCAGAGAUCUGUUCGCUCGCUUGGGAAUGCCAGAGACACUGGUGAGUGAUAAUGGAUCCCAAUUCACCAGUGCAGAGUUUCAAUCGUACUGUACGAAGAACGGCAUCGAGCAUCUUACAACAGCACCGUUCCACCCUCAAUCGAACGGUCAAGCCGAGCGAUUCGUGGAUACGUUUAAACGAUCGAUUAAAAAGAUUAAGGAGGGGAGAGCGACAAUGUGUGAUGCUCUCAGUACAUUUCUUCAGGUUUACCGGAGUACACCUUGUUUUUCUUCUCCAGACGGCAAAUCACCAGCAGAAGUUUUGUUCGGUCGUCCGAUUCGUACUAGUUUGGAUCCGAUCGUGUACAAUUGGAACAAUCGAGCGAGAUUCAUCCCUUAAAGCGACAAUUCAUCGUUAAGGAUACGGUGUAUGCAAAAGUAUUCGUCAAGAACCAAUGGCACUGGGUUUCAGGAACAGUUUUGGAACGUGUAGGUCGUGCAAUGUACAACGUUCAGCUCGAGAAUGGUAAGCUUAUUCGGUCCCACGUUAACCAGCUUCGAGAUCGUGCUGAUUCAGAGCGUCGCAGAGUACCAGCAUUGACAGAUAGAACGAAACUUCCUCUCAGCAUUCUACUCGAUGCUUGGAACCUUCCGGCCCGUUGCGCACCAGAUCCAUUAGCACACUCAACACCAGUAGCACCCAUUCCAAGCUGCUCUAGUUCGAGCCAGUCGUCAGUACCAAAUACCUUGUUGAGAAGGCCCACAUUGUCAUCAGAGUCUUCGUUGUCAGCAUCGUCUUCGUCAUCUUCGACAACGCCGAAUUCAACAUCAGAAUUUCAGUCUGCUAAUGAAGCCGACUCAGCUGUACAGGUUCCUCGCCGCUCUUCGCGUGUACGAAGAGCUCCGCAAUGGUUCGAUCCCUAUCAGCUGUAUUAGAAGGGGAGAUGUUGGAGACGUGACCAUCCCUACAACUCAAUAGUAAUUGCUGGGCUCACUGGUGGCAGCCCGACUGUCACUCAGUUGAUGCACCGACCAGCAUCCGGUCUAUGUGUCAGAAGCAGAAUGUGAUAUG
Malaya genurostris is the source of this 3285-nucleotide messenger RNA. RefSeq lists its product as uncharacterized. The transcript has 2 exons. Gene Ontology annotation, biological process: DNA integration. Gene Ontology annotation, molecular function: nucleic acid binding. NCBI's taxonomy places the organism in Eukaryota, Metazoa, Arthropoda, Insecta, Diptera, Culicidae. The coding region runs from base 1 to 2613 and encodes 870 amino acids. The record is from RefSeq and is a predicted model, not a curated record.